AUGUCUUCGCCAGAGCUUUGGAGUCUGAGCCUAAAGAUGCGACAGCUCAAUGCGCGGCUCCGGGCGGACGAGGUAAAGUUCUGGGGCGAUUUGAUCUUAUCCCUCGCCUCUGUGGAGAAGACAUUUCGGCCGAGAACCAGCGAACAUUUUGGGGCUGUUCAGAGAGAUCCCAGCUGCUCUUUCGGGCAAAAGGAAGAGAAUUCCACUGUUCGGUCCUGGCUGGCCUGCUGUGCCAGUACCUGUGGCAGCUGCAGCGACGAGAGGUGCACACAACGUGGUGACCCUCGUGCUUGCUGCCCUUCGGAAUUAACACAGAGAGCCUGCAGCCGCAGCGGUCCACCUUGUCGAAUGCAUCGCAUUCAUCAAGACGUGGCUCCGUCGUAA
Molecule: messenger RNA, 384 nt
Organism: Symbiodinium necroappetens
Lineage: Eukaryota; Dinophyceae; Suessiales; Symbiodiniaceae
Source: the annotation of a GenBank genome assembly